UACCAGCAUUAUUCUUAAUACAAUCUCCGCGCUGUUUAUCCAAAAAUGAAUCCGUCUGAAUACUUGAAGAAAAAUCGAGCGAAGCUCAUCAAAACAUUUUUCUGUUAUGUUUCAUUUUUCGGUUUGGGUGGUUGCUGUAACCUUUUAGGUUCAUCAUUACUUGAUUUAUCAAUAAGCCUGAAUGCAGAAUUCAAGGAAGUAUCCGGCCUGGUUCCAAGUCGAUCGAUUGGUUAUCUUAUUGGUGCAGUGUUUUCUGGUUUUGCUGAUAAAUUUGUUGGACCUGAUAUGGUGCUAUUUUUAACCAAUUUCACGGCUGGAAUAUUCAUUGCCUUGGCUCCAUGGUUUAAACAAUUUGAAGGCGUCUAUGCUUGUCUACUUCUAUCUGGAAUCUCGCAAGGAAUCUUCGAUAUUUAUACAAAUACUUAUACCCUUGCUAUUUGGGGAGAUAAGGCAACUAAUUAUGUUCAAAUAUUGCAUGGUUCCUUUGGUCUAGGAGCACUAAUAACUCCGUUAGUGAUCAAACCAUUUUUAUUACCAUUGGUUCAAAACGAAGGAAAUGAAACUCAAAGCGAUGCCUUUCUUGGCGAUUACACGCCAGAUGAUGUUAUGGUUCAAUAUCCCUUCAUUAUUAUCGGCGUUCUCCUGAUUUUUGCAUCAAUUGGUUUCUUAGUAUUUUAUUUCAAGGAAAGAUCCUCGGAGAAAGAUAUACAAUCAAUUGAUGUAAAAUCUGACGUUAACCAUCCAACUUGGAAAAUAGUUGUCUGUUUGACUACUUUGGCAUUGACAGCUAAUGUAACAUUUGGUGUGGAAGUUUUAAUCGGUUCCUUGGCUCCUUCAUUUGUUGUCAUCUCAGAUCUCAAGAUGAGCAAACAAGAUGGUGCUAAUAUGGUCGCAAUGUUCUGGAGUCUUUUUACAUUUUAUCGACUAUUUUUCAUCGCAGCUACAAACUGUAUAAAAGAGCGUUACAUGAUGUACUUCAAUUAUUGUAUCAUGAUGACAGCCGUUGUUUUGAUGUGUAUAAGUGGAGCUUAUAAUCAAACCAUAGCAUGGAUAUCCAUUGCUCUUCUUGGUAUCGGGUUCUCGCCAACAUUUUCAGCGUCACUCGGUCUUUUGCAGAGAUACAUAAAUAUUACCAACAAAUAUGCUUCUGUCAUUUUCAUCACAGCGGCUGUUGGGGAAUCAAUCCACCCCUGGAUUGUCAGCAGAUUCAUGGACUCGAUGCCCGCAAUUUUCAUUUAUUACACAGCAGCUGUAUCUUUUGGUCAACUAGCAUUGUGCUUUAUUUUACCCUUCAUUCUUAAGUCAAUCUUCAGAAAAGGUAUCAAGCUUCCUCUUGAUAGAUCUGCUUCAAUCAGAUCAAGUCAACGGUAAUGGAUUUGUGAAAAAUUGUAAUCAUUGAGUUCCUUCAGGCAUUUCGUUAGAGUUUAUUUAAAACUUUGAAGUAAUCUUUCGCUGAUGUACAAUUGUAGCUGAACCAUCCGUUCCCUAUUAUCGCGUAUUUGGAAAGAAAAUUUUUAAUUGAAAAUAAAAAACGACUUUUCAUCGCACGUAAA
Tetranychus urticae (two-spotted spider mite) is the source of this 1553-nucleotide messenger RNA. Its product is annotated as solute carrier family 60 member 2-like. Gene Ontology annotation, biological process: transmembrane transport. Gene Ontology annotation, molecular function: D-glucose transmembrane transporter activity. NCBI's taxonomy places the organism in Eukaryota, Metazoa, Arthropoda, Arachnida, Trombidiformes, Tetranychidae. The record is from RefSeq and is a predicted model, not a curated record.